This is a messenger RNA of Daucus carota subsp. sativus, 1695 nucleotides long. RefSeq names its product putative serine/threonine-protein kinase. Gene Ontology annotation, molecular function: ATP binding; protein serine/threonine kinase activity. NCBI's taxonomy places the organism in Eukaryota, Viridiplantae, Streptophyta, Magnoliopsida, Apiales, Apiaceae. The transcript is spliced from 7 exons. The coding region runs from base 322 to 1569 and encodes 415 amino acids. The record is from RefSeq and is a predicted model, not a curated record. Gene Ontology annotation, biological process: protein phosphorylation.
GAAUAUUUGAUGCAUGGGGACAAAAAUGUUAAUUCCAUUGCCGGCUGCAUAGCAAACACCUUUCUUGUCCUCUUCAUCUCUGCUUGCAUCUCAUCUUCCUGUCAGCUUCUUCGAUUUCCCCGAAUCUCCAUCUUUAUUUAUGUUAGCAUUCGCUUUCUCCGUCCAUGCCCCCUCUUCUGGUGGAAACCUCAAAGCACAACUUAGUGAAACAAGAAAAAAAAAUCAGAACAAACAAUAUCCGCGAAUGAGAAAUCAUAGCUAGUCUUCUGUCUUGCACUCUCUACUCAAGCAAUCGACACAUUUUGGUGAUCGUUUGGAGCCAUGCCUCGUGUCAUACAUGAAGCUAUCUCUGUGGCAACUAGUUCACAAAAUUUACGAGCCUCGUGUGAGAAGAAAACAGCGUCUUUGUACUUUUUCCUUGGAGCAUCAGUCGUGCUGGCAACAUUGUUGAUUCUGAUAUUGGUCAUUCGGAAAAUGGUCAGAUCAGGAUGGAUGACAAAGUUUGUACUUCGAAGUGAAAAGCAACAAGCAGCAGAUUUAGGUGAGCAGUUUCAUACCAUAAUCUACUUCGGCUUCCAAACGUUGAGGAAGGCAACUAAGAACUUUCACCAGGAUAAUUUUCUGGGGAGAGGUGGAUUCGGGCUCGUCUAUAUGGGGAAGCUAGAAGAUGGGAGAACAGUUGCUGUGAAGAAAUUAGCUACAGAAAAAUCCCAGCAAGGAGAGUCGGAGUUUCUUGCAGAGGUGAAGAUGAUCACAAGCAUACAACACAAGAACCUGGUUCGCCUUGUAGGUUGCUGUUCAGACGGAGAUCAAAGACUGCUUGUAUAUGAAUACAUGAAGAACAAGAGUUUGGAUCUCAUAGUCUAUGGAAAGAGUGACCAGUUUCUGAACUGGAGCACGCGAUCCCAAAUAAUUCUUGGCAUUGCUAAAGGAAUCCAAUACCUACACGAGGAUUCACACUUCAGAAUUGUACACAGAGAUAUCAAAGCUAGCAACAUUCUGCUAGAUUCUAAAUUCCAGCCAAGAAUCAGUGAUUUUGGCCUGGCUAGGUUCUUCCCUGAAGACCAAGCUUAUCUGAGCACUACAUUUGCCGGAACAUUAGGUUAUACAGCCCCUGAAUAUGCCAUCAAAGGAGAACUGUCUGAAAAGGCUGACAUAUAUAGUUUUGGAGUUCUGGUGCUUGAAAUCAUUAGCGGCCGGAAAAAUACAGAUCUUACUUUAAACUCCGAUAUGCAGUACCUUCCUGAAUAUGCAUGGAAACUCUUUGAGAGGUCAAAAGUAAUGGAUCUGGUAGAACCGCGAUUGAGAGAAGAUGGUUUUCUGGAGAGGGAGGUGCUGCAAACAAUUCAGGUGGCUUUUCUAUGUCUUCAGCCUCACGCAGACCUCCGGCCACCCAUGUCAGAAGUCGUCGCAAUGCUGACUUGCAGAGUCGAUAUGACUGCAACGCCGUUGAAACCAACAUUCUUGAGCCGGAGGCGGAGGAAGCAAGAGAACUGGGACACUAUAUCAGAUGUUUUUCCGUCUCCGCAGCAGAGUGAUUCACUUUCCGGCACUCGUCCUGCAAACUAAGGGUCAUUGCACCGGAGGCCUUGCUGUUUGAAAUUCAAAACAUGAUUUGCUGUCUUGUAAUUUUGUAAACUAUUUCAUUGAUAAUUUUGUCAAUAUCAUCAAUGUUCAUAUUCUUUUGCACUAAAA